GUAUGUGUAAAUGUAUAUAUAUGCUCAUAUGUGCAUAUAUAUAUAUAUGUAUACAUGUGUGUAUAUGUAUGCAUAUACAUAUGUGUAUGUGUGUGUAUUGUGUCUGUUUGUGUAUUAAAAAAGGUAGUCCCUUCACAUGAAUGUGUAUACACACACACACAUAUAUAUCUCCCUCUCUGUCACACACACAUAUCUAUGGAGGACAUGGCAGUGAAAGCGGGGUCAACCCGGAUUACAGCCGCAUUUCCCCUUUGGCCCUUGGAGGCCGGAACUUGUGGGCGCGCCCCUUGUUUCCGGCCGAGGCGGUUCCGGCGACGGACCCGUUCCCCCUUCGACUUCCGGUCCCGCGGGAGAAGGGCUAAAACCAUGGAGCCGGGCCGGCCCUGCUUUCGAGCCUGCGCUUGCUUUUUCACAGACAACCUCUUCGUCCAGCGCUACGGGCUCCACGUCCGUUACUCGGGGGAUCCGGAGCAGCUCCGGAGGGACUAUGGGCCGGCGCUACGACAACGUGGCUGCAGAAGCGAGGAUGAAUUUAAAGCUGUAAUCCAAGAGAUUGAGAAAGAAGUACAGAGAAGAAAGGAAUUAAGUUGCCGUUCUAGAGAAAGAAAAACAAUCAUCUCCCAGAACUACAGACCAAAGCAUCCACAGCUCUAUGCUCUACAGGAAUCAUUUCUAGCACCACAAUUUUUAGAAACUGUCAACUACUGCACAUCCAAAGAGGCAGAUCCCCAAGGCCUCCUCACCCGUGUAGCAACUAUAUCAGAUAAGAGAAUCUAUCGACUUCCAGUAUUUUCCAAGGAAUUCUGUCAAGCUUUCAUCGAAGAGCUAGAGAAUUUUGAACAGUCUGAGAUGCCCAAGGGGAGGCCAAACUCUAUGAAUAACUAUGGGGUUCUUUUAAAUGAACUUGGGAUGGACGAAGCUUUCAUCACUCCUCUGCGUGAGAAAUACCUGCAGCCCCUCACGGCCCUGCUUUAUCCAGAUUGUGGGGGAGGCCACUUGGACAGCCAUAAAGCUUUUGUUGUGAAAUAUGCCUUACACGAAGACCUGGAUUUGAGUUCCCACUAUGACAACGCAGAAGUCACGCUUAAUGUCUCCCUGGGAAAAGAGUUCACCGAGGGCAACCUCUACUUUGCUGAAUUCAGACAGGACACCAACCCUGUGCCAAAGUACAUUGAGGUUGAGCAUGUGCUUUUUCAUGGAUUGUUCCAUCGUGGAGGACAGAUGCAUGGGGCACUGCCUGUCACCUCUGGAGAACGCUGGAACCUGAUCAUCUGGAUGAGGUCCUCUGCUGUCCGAAACCAGCUUUGUCCAAUGUGCAACAGGGAACCAGAACUGGUGGAAGCUGAAGGGUUUGGGGACGGUUUUACCAGCAGCCUUGACGGCGGACAGUCUGAUACCGUGGAUGUAUGUGCCCUAAUAUAGAGAGGCAAUAAAGAUGACUUGCACCUUCACUUCCAUAACAACAAUGGUAGCCUUAAGGUGUUCUCCACAGGCCAAGCUGAGGAUAGUGUGUAUUCCAUGCAUUAAAGGACCAAAGACAUUGUAAUGCAGCAGUCAGAGCAAAAUCACUGAGAACAAGUUAUGCAGAGGCAGAUUACAGACUUGCAUGACUCUCAGCUGAAAUCUUACUGUCUUAUCACAAGAAAGAACAGUUGUCUGUAAAAUAUGUAUCUCCAAAAGGCCAUAUGUUAUCCGAAGUGUCCACUUGGCUACUAAAUUCUUUGGUGGAA
Molecule: messenger RNA, 1730 nt
Organism: Sceloporus undulatus (fence lizard)
Lineage: Eukaryota; Metazoa; Chordata; Lepidosauria; Squamata; Phrynosomatidae
Gene: OGFOD2
Product: 2-oxoglutarate and iron dependent oxygenase domain containing 2
Exons: 7
Coding region: 55-1422 (455 amino acids)
Molecular function (GO): oxidoreductase activity, acting on paired donors, with incorporation or reduction of molecular oxygen; L-ascorbic acid binding; iron ion binding
Source: RefSeq, a predicted model, not a curated record